This is a messenger RNA of Capra hircus (goat), 673 nucleotides long. RefSeq names its product SNRPN upstream reading frame protein. The record is from RefSeq and is a predicted model, not a curated record. Gene Ontology annotation, cellular component: nuclear speck. The transcript has a single exon. The coding region runs from base 418 to 633 and encodes 71 amino acids. Lineage: Eukaryota; Metazoa; Chordata; Mammalia; Artiodactyla; Bovidae.
GUUCCCUUCUACUUUUUGUCCAUGUGAAAACGUACCGUUUACAAGAUGUUCAUUUAUUUUAGCAGACAUUUGAGCAUCAGUUAUGUUCAAGCCAUAGUCCAAGAUUAAAGCCAGGCUACUGAGGUAGACAGAUAAAAGCAAGAUUCUAAUAGUAUGUAAGGGCUGUGAGAUGUAUGCACAGGUUCUCAUGAGAAGACGGAUGGAGAGCAGUGUCAGUGCCCUCCAUUCAGAAGCCACCAGGAACAUCUUUAUAGCUGAACAAGUUGGGCUUACUGUAGUGGAAGAGAAUACAUAAAGCCAUGGGACAUCUCAUUUAAAGGGUGUUAGAGGAGUGGUGCCGUGGCGGCGGAGGAGCGCAGCGCGGUCUGCCAGCCGGAGAUGCGUGACGUUGUGUUCUGAGGAGCGGCCAGCGGCGCGAUGGAGCGGGCCAGGGACCGUUUACACUUGAGACGGACUACAGAACAGCACGUACCAGAGGUGGAAGUCCAAGUCAAACGAAGAAGGACAGCCUCACUGAGCAACCAGGAGUGUCACGUGUACCUGAGGCGAUCUCAGCAGCAGCAAGUACCUGUGGUGGAUUUCCAGGCAGAACUGAGACAGGCAUUCUUAGCUGAGACACCAAGAGGUGGUUAAAGAAGUAUUGGAACACCAAGAAAGUUGACUGUACAUACAU